UGUUUUGCUGGUGGUCGACUGCGGCUUUCUAUUUUCUACUGCUGUCGUUGGUAAAAAGCAAAACAAACAGUGCUGAAUGUCAUUGCCUGUACUAGGUGUACCUAGAAGUACUGCAGUAAGUCAAUAAGGGGCAUUUUCAUGGGCCAAGUCAAUAAUUAUACAACCAAGCAGCAAGGGCAAAAGUAUCGCAAAAAUACACGACAGUGAAAAAGUCAACAUUAUAGAAAAGCAGAUGAAAUACUGUACUGUAAAGACUCCUGGGGAUCUGGGAGGUCACCAACAACCACCAGAGCUGACGCAGCACAAAUCCAACAACAAAUGAAGCCAAACACCAGGAAGUGGGUCAUCCUCACGUGCAAUGGGCUCCAGUUCAGCCUAAAGUCACCAUUCAGAAAAGGUCACGGAGGUAAAGGUGAGAAAACGGCCUUGCUCAGCACUUUUUAAGUUCGCUCCAAUUUGGUAAGUUACUUCUUCCAUUAAUGUUUAGACUGCUAUUGUUCAGUAUGCAGAAAAUAAUUAGCUCCUGUUUGAACUGUCACAGUGUUAAUAAACAUACUGUGGUUAACCAGUACUGAGGGGGGUGGAUCAGAACCAGCAAAGCUAUGAACCAGUGUCAGUUCUGUUCUUGGCUUUGCACCGAGUCACUUGUUGGUGCAAACGCGACCCGCAGGCUGCUUAUACUACAGCCUUUACUGCAGACUUUAAUGAGGGGCUUUACUGGAGCAGUAAACUCCACGAUAACCCUUUGCUCCUCUUCGGUUUCUGCAGGUUGACCAAGUGUAAAGUCCAGGCGCUUCAUAGCUUCAUAAGCAUAAGAAUGUGUUUAGGUGGCACAUCCUGACACUGUAAACGAGCCUGUAAAGAGCUGCUUUAUGGAUCUCCUACGUUUGAUUCCCGCCGUGCAUGAGAAGUGACUAAUAGAGGCUGUUUUUUUCUGGCACAAUGACAGAUAGUAAAGAUCUCUAUCUCCACAGGCGGGUUUGUGUCUCAUGCACCUUGGCACCAGCGUCUUCACAUCCUCAUUAUCUGUACAGUACUUACAGUACUAGCACAUUCUACUCUCACCACCUCCUGGUGAUGGUGUUGCUCCUGCUCCAUCAUUUGGAUUCACACAUGCUUUAACUGAUUCCCUUCAAGAUCAGUUGAAGCAAUGCACCUUGGGAUGUCAAAUGCCAGCACUAUAAAUGCACUUGGUCGCUGUGACCAUGUCAUUGUGUCAUGGUGACAUCAGAGAGUCAACCUACUGUAGCAAGCUGGGCUUCACACCCAGUUACAGAUGUGAUUGUUAAAGUUAGAGAGGCAUGACGUACGGACAUCUACAUAAAAAGCCUCCUGCAUAAAAAGCCUAAUUAUACCAAACAUCACUGAAUGAUUGAGCAGCUUCUCUUUACUUCACUGCACUUAUUAACUCUUUCGUUUUAUCUCGUCUUUCAGCCUUCACACAUUCGGUCAAACACUUGUACUUGCAGGGUUCAGCGGAGGAACGGGACGGACGAGGGCCCGAGUCUUCGCCCCGGCUGGAGGCUCACAGCUGACAAAGCGGAGACUUGGCUGUUUGGCUUGGAUGCACCUGCGGCCUCAUCCAGCCUGACGCCUCAUGCUGCUCGUUACACAAGCACUCGCAUUCCUCGGCUCCAAUCAGCAGGGCCCGCACCUACUGUGCAAGUGCGAAUCAGGGACGGGACAGAAAAAGGAUUAUUAGGAAUUAUUACAGACAUUUGGUUCAUAUAGAACACCUUCUUUCGCUGACGUCUACAGACCUUUAAAGCACCUGGACUUUUCUGCUUAUUACAAAGUUUAUCACUACAUUCAGUAGAACUCAAAACUCAAAUUUUUUCACUACAUAAUAUAAGAACUAAUUUUUUUACUGAAUAUUGCGGUAUCUGUUAUGAACAGCCCAUAACAGAAUGGGCAGUUGUGAUGCAUUUCUACACUGAGGGAUGUCACUACUUAAAGUCAGAACUAAAAGUUUUUCAUUACAUAAAGUCAGAACUCAAAGUUUUUCAUUACAUAAAGUCAGAACUCAAAGUUUUUCAUUACAUAAAGUCAGAACUCAACGUUUUUCAUCACAUAAAGUCAGUUUUUACACAAAGUCAGAACUUAACAUUUUCUACACAAAGUCAGAAUUCAAAGUUUUUUUACAUAAAGUCAGAAGUCAAAGUUUUUUACACAAAGUCAGAAGUCAAAGUUUUUUACACAAAGUCAGAAUUCAAAGUGUUUUUACAUAAAGUCAGAAGUCAAAGUGUUUUACACAAAGUCCGAAUUCAAAGGUUUUUUUACAUAAAGUCAGAAGUCAAAGUUUUUUACACAAAGUUAGAACUUAACAUUUUCUACACAAAGUCAGAACUGAACAUUUUCUACACAAAGUCAGAACUCAACAUUUUCUACACAAAGUCAGAAUUCAAAGUUUUUUUACAUAAAGUCAGAAGUCAAAGUUUUUUACACAAAGUCAGAAGUCAAAGUUUUUUACACAAAGUCAGAAUUCAAAGUGUUUUUACAUAAAGUCAGAAGUCAAAGUGUUUUACACAAAGUCCGAAUUCAAAGGUUUUUUUACAUAAAGUCAGAAGUCAAAGUUUUUUACACAAAGUUAGAACUUAACAUUUUCUACACAAAGUCAGAACUGAACAUUUUCUACACAAAGUCAGAACUCAACAUUUUUUACACAAAGUCAGAAUUCAAAGUUUUUUUACAUAAAGUCAGAAGUCAAAGUUUUUUACACAAAGUCAGACCUUAACAUUUUCUACACAAAGUCAGAACUCAACAUUUUCCACACAGUCAGAAGUCAAAGUUUUUUACACAAAGUCAGAAUUCAAAGUUUUUUUUACAUAAAGUCAGAAGUCAAAGUUUUUUACAUAAAGUCAGAACUCAAAGGUGCCCUGUUUCGGAGGGAAGCAGUAUCUGUGGGGCUGGCGCGGCAAGCCGGGGAGGGGCGCAUUUCCAUAAAGGCGAAGAGUUGUGUCACUCAAGCUGUAAGAAUCUGGCCCCACAGUGGAUUUUAUGGGUUUUUACUUUCUGUUAUGACCAGUAGCACACACAAAGUUUUCUACACAUAAAGUCAGGACUCAAAGUUUUUUUACAAGACGUCAUAACUCAAAGGUGCCCCAUUUUGUAGGGGAACAGUAUCUAUGGGGCUGGGUGCAUUUCUACACAGGACAAAGAGUUGCGUCACUCAAGCUAUAAGAAUCUGGCCACAAACUGGAUUUUUACAUCCUGGUAUGACCAGUAGCACACAAAGUCAGUACUCAAAGGUGGCCUGUUUCGGAGGGAAACGGUAUCUGUUGGGCUGGGCACGGCCAGCCGCACAUAAUGUAUUACGAUUGGUAGACCAUAGACUGUUUUUUAGACAUAAAGUCUCUCUGUGGUGGCUCCCUUCUUACAGCACUGGCUUGGGAAGAAAGCUGACAAUAGUACAGUACCUGUGUGACCUUAGUACCUGCGUGACCUUAGUACCUGCGUGACCUUAGUACCUGCGUGACCUUAGUACCUGCGUGACCUUAGUACCUGCGUGACCUUAGUACCUGCGUGACCUUAGUACCUGCGUGACCUUAGUACCUGCGUGAGUGAUGGCCUUGUUUACAUGACAAAAGCAAUCGUUUACAGCAUGUCGGACAGAGCGAGGGUUUUUUUGCCCACUGGCCUAGGUGUGUAAGUGUCAAGUGACCCCUUCUCAAUGUGCUAGUGUUAAAGGAGGAGCUGACGAAGCACAAGGAAGAGAAUCACACACAUUUUAACUUAACCCUGAAUCUUGACUCCUUUUAAACUGUUAAACUCAAAUAAUGCUGAUUAAAUCAAACAGCAGACACAUGUCAGAUAACCAAAGUAAACUGAACUCACGCUCACACACAGUCCCCCCACCCACCCCUUCAUAUCAGCAGCCAAUAAGGAGCAGGGAGGGGGAUUUGGGUGCAAAGUCAGAGGUGAGCGGGGCUUAGUGACGUUCCCACUCUAGAUGCGGGACCUCGCUCUCUAGGAGCCAUUCGAAGGCAGGCGUUCUGUUGGCGGUGCACAGCGGGGACUCGGCCACCUCAGCGCUCGGCGACGGCGCUGCUAAUGCUUCUGGAGGGGUAGACUCCACUUCUGAGAAUCCAAAGUUCAGGAAAAGCUGCUGGAAUUUCAGAGCUGAUUACUCCCUGCAGCUCGCUGCUGCAGCCAGACGAGCUUUUUCGCUGUUUUGAAGCACUCUUUGGAACAUUCUUCAAUCAAAAUGACACUAUAACGUGUUUGCUAUUCAAGUGAAAGAGACUCACUCACUCACCAGGUAAGUCCAGCGCUGCUGAUGCCCUUUGCCUUGCUGUCACUGGCGUUACUGGUGUUUUCUCCACAGGUGCUAGAGCCCCGCUCUCUGUUGAAGGAGCUCUGUCCGCGUCGCCCCAUGGCGUUUGGGGACCUCCUGGAGCAGGUGGGGGGCACCGGGCGCUUCCAGGUGCUGCACGUGACCCUGCUCAGCAUCCCCGUCCUGAUGCUGGCCAGCCACAACCUGCUGCAGAACUUCGUGGCCGCCGUGCCGGCCCACUACUGCAGCCUGCACGCCAACCUGUCCCACCUCCAGCUGAGCCCGGAGGAGGCGCUGCAGGUCACGGUGCCGCUGGACCCCAAGGGGAGGCCCCAGCGCUGCCGGCGCUACGCCGCCCCGCAGUGGCACCUCCUGGCCGAGAACGCCAGCGACGGCGCCGAGGGGCCGGGCGCCGCCGAGCUGCAGGGCUGCGCCGACGGCUGGUCCUACAACAUGAGCGACAUGGGAUCCACCAUCGUAUCCGACUGGGAUCUGGUGUGUGACCUCCGCUCGCUGAAGGAAAUGGGCCAAACCGUGUACAUGGGGGGAGUGCUGGUGGGAGCUCUGGUCUUCGGGGCCCUGUCAGACAAAUACGGCCGCCGCAUCCUGCUGCUGAUCUCCUACCUGCUGAUGGCCGUGUCGGGGACCUGCGUGGCCUACUCCACCUCCUUCUCCUACUACUGCCUGUUCCGGUUCGGUUGUGGGAUGGCGCUGUCCGGCCUGGGCCUCAACACCUUCUCACUCAUUGUGGAGUGGAUCCCCACUCGCGUGCGGACCGUGGUCGGCACGGCAACGGGCUACUGCUACACAGUGGGCCAGCUGCUGCUGGCCGUCAUAGCCUACUUCAUCCGGGACUGGAGGUGGCUCACCCUGGCCGUGUCCCUGCCCUUCUACGUCUUCUUCCUCUACUCAUGGUGGUUCCACGAGUCCUCGAGGUGGCUGGCGCUGAGCAACCGGCCCGAGCAGGCCAUCAAGAACCUCCAAAGCGUGGGCAGGUUCAACGGACGCCACGAAGAGGCCGAAAAGAUCGACGUCAAAAGGCUGGAGGAGUCCAUGAAGAAGGAGAUGUCCUGCACGCAGGGCUCCCACACGGUCCUGGAUCUGUUCCGCACGCCCGUGAUGAGGAGGAUGACGCUCUUCCUCAGCGCCGUGUGGCUCUCCACCAGCUUCGCCUACUACGGCCUCGCCAUGGACCUGCAGAAGUUCGGCGUGGACAUCUACCUGAUCCAGGUGAUCUUCGGCGCCGUGGACAUCCCCGCUAAGGUGGUCAUCACGGUGUCCAUGAGCUUCCUGGGCCGGCGUCCGUCACAGGCCGGGGCUCUGAUCAUCGCUGGGAUCACCAUACUGAUCAACCUACUGGUGCCCUACGAUAAGCAGACGAUCCGCACGUGUCUGGCCGUCGUGGGUAAAGGCUGCCUCGCGGCGUCCUUCAACUGCUGCUUCCUUUACUCCGGAGAGCUGUACCCGACCAUCAUCCGGCAGAACGGCAUGGGCUGGGUGUCCAUGAUGGCCCGCGUGGGAGCCAUGCUGGCCCCGAUGGUGCUCCUCACAGGCGACCACCUGCCCUGGCUGCCGGGCCUGAUCUACGGCGGCGCUCCCAUCGUGAGCGGCGUCGCCGCAGUGUUCCUUCCGGAAACGCUCGGCACGCCGCUCCCUGACAGCAUCCAGGACGUGGAGGACAGGGGAUCUGGGAAAAGCUCCAAAAUGUCAGCAAGGGAAACAAUAAUGUUACAAGACACGGAGGGAAGCUUCCUAAAGCAGGCUGCCUGAGGGCGUUUGGAUUGUACUCCUGAUGUUGUGCUGGCAUGUUAAUGAAAGCAGAGCGGGAGCCAUUUCUCUGGCCUGUUUAUUUGAUUUUCAGGAAGACGUUAUUGUCUCUUGUGACUGUUGGACAAUUAGAGAUGCAAUGGUUUUUCGGACAGGUCAAUACAGUGAAGACAUGUUGCAACAAUCACACCCCAGUUUAUUUGUUAUAUAAGCCUUUUACAUGUUAAAUGGGUUUUUUAAUGCUUUCACUGGUGUUUGUAUGACUUCUUAUUGCUUUAUGUACAAUCCUGCAGAUUUAAACGUGUAUUGUCAUUAAAUUUUCAGAUUAUUCAUUUUA
Betta splendens (Siamese fighting fish) is the source of this 6377-nucleotide messenger RNA. It is a transcript of the gene slc22a6l, whose product is annotated as solute carrier family 22 member 6, like. Gene Ontology annotation, cellular component: membrane. The record is from RefSeq and is a predicted model, not a curated record. The transcript has 10 exons. Gene Ontology annotation, biological process: transmembrane transport. Gene Ontology annotation, molecular function: transmembrane transporter activity. Bases 4277 to 6043 code for a protein of 588 amino acids. Lineage: Eukaryota; Metazoa; Chordata; Actinopteri; Anabantiformes; Osphronemidae.